Messenger RNA from Rhipicephalus microplus (southern cattle tick), 7113 nucleotides. RefSeq names its product forkhead box transcription factor P (gene FoxP). Gene Ontology annotation, biological process: regulation of transcription by RNA polymerase II. Gene Ontology annotation, molecular function: RNA polymerase II cis-regulatory region sequence-specific DNA binding; DNA-binding transcription factor activity, RNA polymerase II-specific. Gene Ontology annotation, cellular component: nucleus. The record is from RefSeq and is a predicted model, not a curated record. Lineage: Eukaryota; Metazoa; Arthropoda; Arachnida; Ixodida; Ixodidae.
GUUGGUCUGCCCCGCAUCGGUUCGUUCCUCGUGCGUGCGUGUGUGCGAGCGCGCUCGCCUCUCUUUCGGUCGCGUCGUCUGCUAGCACGUCGGAGCACUCGCCGUUCGCGUCGUCUGCUAGCGCCGAUAGUUCUCGGUUUGCCUGGAACACCCCCCCAAGCUGCGACGUUGUCGGCAAUUCAGCGCCUUCGCAGUGCACGGAACUUUUUUUCUUUCCUUCGCUGACAGACCACCGGUAUGAUGGACAGGCCUACCGGGCUGAUUGACGGCUCGUAAGCCUGAUUCGCUCGCCUUGACGUCACUGAAACCUUGGUCGCCUUCGGUGUGUCGUGAUUAGGAUUCGCUAUUCGGCCUCCGAGCCUUGAAGUCCCGGUGCCUCCGACGUGGUCGAAAUUCUGUCAGUGCGUGCAACCACCGGCCCCCUCUCUCCUGACCAAUCCACGUUACGAUUUUGUCAGCAGCUGGUAUGGAGGCUGCCAUUACGGCUGACUGCAUGCAUUGACCUGGUGUGAUGCUGCCACAAUAUUUCUCGCCCGUACUGUGAUUGGUGCUGUGUGUCCAUUUGUGUUGUGCUGUAGAGCCCCGAGGAAUUCUGAGCACUUCAGGUUCUUUUUUCCCCGUGACGAGAAGAGCUGCACUGAGCAGUGUUCUCAUUGUCGUCGCCGUCCCAGUUUACGCUUCCUUCAUUUUUUUUAUAUCAUCGGUGUUCGUGUGCCCUCGUCACUACAAACUGCGGCGUGUGUGGAUGCCCGUGACACAUUUUUGAUGACGAAUAAGGAUAUCACCCGUUUGCCCUGGCAACCCUGGUGAUUUUGAGGGCCCCGUUCGAGCCCUCUGUCUAUCCCAUCAAAAUGACUUUGGAAGAUGAGCGCAUGAUGGACCAUGAAGCAGAGCUCGAGGCGGCCAUCAACCUCUCGACAGGACAGACCACGGCUGCCGUCCGCGCGUCCAGCGCCACUCCGACCACCAACGGCGUGGCACACGAGGACGACAUCACCGCUCAGACACCGCUGGGCACGUCCAAGACGCAGCAGUUGCACCUGCAGCUUCAGCAGCGCGCUGCGGCGGCCGUGGCGGCGGCCUCCUCGGCGGGCGGCUGGCCGGGCGGAGGCGACUCCAAGGGCGCCCUGCCUCAGGGUGCCGGCGGGAACACCGGCGGCGGGGGCAACGCCGGCGGCGCACCGAUGGGAGGCAGCAGCCCGGACCUGUCCCCGCUGCUGGUGAUGAACAGCCUGGCCCAACAGCAGGUGCAGCAGCUCCUGCAGCAGCAGCUGCUCUCGCCCGCCCAGCUGCAGCAGAUUCUGGCCUCGCAGCAGCAGACCUUCCUCUUCCAGCAACAGCAUCAACAGCAGCAGCAGCAACAGAAGCAGCUGGAGACGGUCAUCCCGCACCUGCAGGAGCAACUCCAGUUCAUCAUGGUCCAGCAAAGCCAGGUCCUGCAGCAGCUCAACGGACUCAACAGCGGCUCUUCCUCGUCCCACGGAGGAGCUGCUAUCGCCUCUCAGGACGCAUCCCCCGGCGGCGGCGGCAAGGGGUCGGCGAGCGGCAAACCGGGGCGACAGCAGCUCCAGCUGCAGCUCCAGCAGCUGGCGCUCCAGCAGCACCAGAUCAUGCAGCAGCUGCAGUUAUCGCACCGACAGUACCUGCUCGGGCUGCCGCCGUUCCUCCUGCCGCAGGCCCUGAACACAGACCUGCAAGGGCUCUGGAAGGACGGCGUCGCCUCGAGCCUAGACGUCGACGGCGGGCCGCUCAAGGGCCUCAACGGCCUCCUGGGCUCGGCAGCCGCCGCCGCCGCAGUCGCUGCUCAACAGCAGCAACAGCAGUCUCAACAGCAGCAGCAGCAUGGGCCCCCGGGGCCGCCUCUGGGCAUGCCCACGGCGCAGCAUCCGCCCACCACGCAGCAGUCCUCGGCUGCGCGGCUUGUCAACGGCAACAACACGGUUCUGCAGAGCGCCCUCCAGGGACUCCAGUCGUCCCACCAACAGCAGCAGCAGCAGCUUCAGCAACAGCAGCAGCAGCAGCAACACUCCGCCUCGAUGGGCUCCCUGUGCCACGGGCCCAGUGAGACGGGCUCCGCGUCUUCGUCGCCGUCCACGUUCCAGCAGCAGUUGGGGAAGGAGGAGAGGUCUUCCGGUGCCAGUGGUGCCAACAACGGGCACGCACUCUACGGCCACGGCGUCUGCAAGUGGCCGGGGUGCGACGCCGAGUGUGAAGACUACCAGGCCUUUGUAAAACACUUGAACACUGAACACCAGCUGGAUGAUCGAAGCACAGCGCAAGCCAGGGUACAGAUGCAGGUAGUGUCCCAGCUGGAACUGCAGCUCGACAAGGAGCGAGACCGGCUCCAGUCCAUGAUGGCGCACCUUCACAUGAAGCCGCCCAACGGCAGCCCAUCUGGCUCUGGCAACAAGGAUUCGCUGUUGUCGUCCACUCCCAAGCCAGCGACGUCCUCACCUCAGGCGCUGCUGCCCAUCAGCCCGAGCCCGCCGCCCCUGGCGAUGAGCAGCCCGCUCAUGACGAGUCGGCUGCUCGGGCUGCCUUCCUCCACCCAGGCGCCGGGCUCGGGUCCCAUUCGGCGCAGGCUGAGCGACAAGGGCGUGUCUCCGCUGUCGGGUAUGGAAAUCGCAUCAUUACCCGACUCACCCAUACGACGAAGGGUUGCGGAGAGAGCUAACUUGGAUAUCACUGAAGAGAUCCAGCGAAAUCGAGAGUUUUACAAGUCUGCGGACGUUCGGCCUCCCUUCACAUAUGCCUCUCUCAUUCGGCAGGCCAUAAUUGAAUCUCCUGAUAAGCAGUUAACGCUGAAUGAGAUCUACAACUGGUUCCAGAAUACCUUCUGCUACUUCCGUAGGAAUGCUGCAACUUGGAAGAAUGCGGUGAGACACAACCUGAGCCUACACAAAUGUUUUAUGCGUGUUGAGAACGUUAAAGGGGCUGUGUGGACUGUGGACGAAAUAGAAUUCUACAAGCGUAGGCCCCAGCGACUCCAAGAUCGGAUAGCAGGGGGCCUACCAGUGCCUUCCCAGCAAGUAGGACAGAGAUCGGUCCGUAGUCCGAACCUCCAGCAAAGUCCGGGUCUGUACGGAGAGUCCCUUAACGCUUCACUGCAAGCAGCGCUGGCCGAGAGCAACCUGUCAUUCCUCAGUGCAGCUAUUUCCGGCACGGCGGUGAGCACGGCGGCGUCCAUUGCGGGUGGCGUAGUCAUGCCCGGGGCUCGGCCGCCGAGCGCAGGCAACGGACCCCUCAGCAGCCCGGUAGUCUCCUCAGGCGGGCUGCUGCCCGCCGCCCCACAGCUCCACGGGGACGCCGCAGCUGCGGAGCGAUUCGUCGCCGGCAUGCUCGGCCAGGGACUCGCGGGGGAGAGACUCACCAGCAAUGGCGUCCACAUCAAGCAGGAACCAGUGGUAGAAGAGCCCAGCAGUGACCUGGAGGAACCCAUGGAGGCCACUCCCGACCAACUGGUCACGGGCUCCGUGCUCGAAGACGACCUGGGAAGUGACGAGGCGCCACGACCCUCUGACGGCUUGGACGCCGCGAUCGGUGGCCGCGACUCGGCCACCGAGCGGGAGGACAACGAGGAAGCCGAGGACUUGUCCCUAUCUUCGUCCACGACAACCCCCUGCGAGACGCCAGUCUCGAACUCGACGUAGGACAUUGCCCCCUCCCCUCUUCACCCGCUCCCUAUACUCCCCACACCAGUCAGUCCUCCAUCCUUCCAGCCUCUCCGAGAGAGGUCGCGCGGCUUUGCCAGCAUCACGACAGAGCAAACAAGGAUUGUCCCCCCCCCGACCCUCCUCCAUGGCACGAAUUUCAUUUCGUCUCCACGCAGCCGCAGCAGCAGCACCAACGCCAGAGCAUUGUCACUGUAGCAGUUGACGAAUACAUCUCUAUCGCACCGGUACCUCAGUAAACACGAUUACCUCAGUGGGAAGGGCGACGAGUUGUUUUCCGGCAAAGACAGGUGUUUUCCCCUUUCUUUCCAGGCUGUGGUUGUUUUACGGCGGACUGUUUGACGCGGAGCGUUAGUCGAGACCGCAAGUGGGAUGGGGUGAGAAGGAAACCGGUUCGGCUCUCUGCUUAAGGAGUGGCAUAAGAUGCCACCUUCACGGACGGUCGUAUGAGUUGCUUGUUCGGUGGAAGAUGUGCUAGCACGCCUGUUGGCAAGCAGUGUGUGCAUUGGACUUCGUUGAGUCAACUCCGAAGGCAUAAGGCACCCAAGGUGCAUCGCCACAUAAUUUAUUCGUUGAGAUGACUAAGCAUUUUUUGGGUUCAGCUACGUGCAUAGUGUUCAAAAGCAACGCCUUAGCUCACAAGGCCACCUCAUUUGCAGCGAUGCAUAUACAACCAGAAUCGUAGGUCCCUCCUGAACUUCGUGGAGGAAUCGCUGUUGCGCAGUUUUGUGUUAUCUGUAGUGGUGCCACAGGGCAUACUGACGCAAUAAGAAAAUUUCCCACACUUCUUACGCUUUUCAAAUUGAAACCCAGUAGCGAACAAAAUGAAAUUCGGUUUCACCUCUGUGUAAUCCUGAGUAGCAGCAAAGCUCUAGAAGGAUGAAAAGAGGUAUCACACUGCUUGCACAGCAAGUGUCGAUGCCCAUAUGCUUUCCAACCGCCAGUUUGCAGGAAAGUAUGGGGGCGAGUUCAGGUGUAGUCUUCGGAAUAACGUGUCAAAGUGCUGUUCACGAUCCCUCCAAGCUAUCUCUCUCCAAGUUUGCCCUCCAAGUUGGCACGACAUUCUUAAACAAGCAGGUCAAGAAGAGUUAACCGGCCCGAUAGGAAGGCAGUGUGUUUGAGAUGCUCACGCACCCUUUGCAAUGCAGAAGGUUGGCAUUGAUCGAAUGGAAGCAUUGCGUUGACAGCGCAGCGUCCUUGCAGGUUCUAGCCGAAGAGCCUCGGGGAAAAAAAAAUGUUCCUCUGUGCAUAUCGUUCGGCACUGUUACUACGCAGUGUCAGCUUUUACUAGAUACAAGACGAAACGCGAGAAAAAAAGCGCGAUCGAUGAACCGACACAAAAGAGAAAAAAAAAAGUUGUAAAAGUUACCACAUAUAGUGUACUUCUCCAGUGUUCUCCUUCUUCCCCUUGUUUUGUGUGUAACAAGAAACUAUAGUGCUACGAUGUCACCUUUUUGCAGUCUUCGUACUAAGUAACUUAGAGAGAGGCAGGUGGCAGUUACAUUGUGUAGGUGGUAGCGAUAACCUUUGGUAGGAGUCUGUCUGGUGCACUUGACCUUUCCGCGGACUCGCAUUUGUGGCAAAGCUCGUCGUCUCGGAAGGUUCGAGCUUCUCAUUGUGGGGACUCUGUCAUCGAAAUUGCACACCCCGAAACCCCCCUCCAAGAAGUGUCUGUGUUUCUCGAUGAAAAAGUGUGAACGUUUGCCCACUGAUGUCGGGAGGAUUUUGUUUCUGCUUGCACCUCCCCUUUGUCACUUGUUCUGAUAUCGGUGAACCUGAUAUGAUCAUCAUUCUUGUGUGUAUCGUUUUCAAUGUGCCGUAGCCCUUGAGGGCCUGUGGCACCUCCGAUUGAUGUGUCAUAGUUUAAAUAUAAAUGAAAGUGACAUUCGACAGUGUCGUUCAGGCCAAUGAAGUGUACUUGUACUGUUGAGUUGGUUCAGUGCUUCACUAAGGACAGCCUAAAUAAUUUUGUUUUCUUCCUGAUCAGCUUUUUGUUCACUGCUUAUCACAUGCAAAGGGUCAUCUCAAACAUUGCCCGGCAUCCCGCGCGAGCCUCUAAACAAAUCUGCUUUCACAGCAUCACAUUUUGUUUCCCAUUCAUGUGUACAAACGAAAGAAGACAACGCUGAAUCAUCGCUACCAUGUUUUUUUGUGCACGUCAUUGGUUUCAUUUCAUUGAAUUUCAUGUUUUCUUUCUCAUCUAUGUUGCCACAUUCUGCAAUCGUGUCACCAUCACAUCACGUGAACAAUGACUUUGCAUUCCUAACGACCAAGCGGGCUGUCCACGUUGUCGUGUGUGCCGUGUGCUGUUGGUAUCCCGAUUUUUCAGACUUGCUUUAUUGCUCAAUUUCUUUCUCGGUAUUCUUUUCUUUCUUUGCGACAAUUGCUUUUUCUUAGGUGCCUACCGCUUUUGUCAAGUUUCGUUCUUUUACACCGCAGCCUGCUCGUCAGCAUGCUACAGUUUGGCUGCUUGUUUAUAAUUGUUUCUUUAUUUUGUUUUUCUGCUUUGCAUUUCUGAGCACCGCAUCUUGUCCGAAACACCGAGUGACUUUAGUUAGCGCAUAGUCCCCUUUUUAAUAAUUUACAAAUAGAGUUUAUAUCUGCUGCACCAGAAAUACAAAGAUUUUAAUGCUGCUGAUAGUUUUUCGAAGUGCUCUAGUACUUAUUUAGCGUAUUUCUAUUGCUUUGUUUCUAUUCAAAGUUUAAUGUCCGAUACUUUGUAGUAGCGUUUUCUAUUUUUUGUCUCUAAAGAAAGUGAGAGCCUGCAAGAAAAGAAAAGGCUAAGGAAUGAGUGUUCUAAGUGAAAGUUUUGUCCUUAAGGUAUUUAUUGACGAUUGUACAUAUUAAUUAUUCUGGCGUGCCCUCACGCCAGCGGAGGAUGGUAAAGUUUUUCUUCGAUACCAGUGUAAGCUCUGUAUGGCGUCAUGUUCAACUCAUUCUAUUUCGUGCAUGUUGUGUUUGCAUUUCGCAUAGUCACGACCUGGCAAACUCACACUCUUCACGUAGUGUCAAGCUCUUCGUCAUACUAUUGGUGGCUCGCUAGUGUCUUUUUAAAAAGCACUAACAGUACGCAUUUCAAGUAGAUGGCUUUCUUUGGAUGCGUGGUGAAGGCAUGUGUUACGUUUGCAUCUGAAGCACUCAAAAAAGAAACACUGAAAGAUACUGGUGAUUGCUUGUUUGUUUUGUUCAUUUUUUUUCUUACGUGUUCUGUUGUCCCUUGUGUGUGUUUAUGUUGUCUUCUGGAAUGGUGUUAACAUCUUCAUUUUUCUCCCCAGUCACUCAUUAGAAGCAGUGUGGUAGUGUUUCGAGCCAGUCACUUUCAUGCAAACCAUACAUAUCACUUCAUGCUUCCACGUACUUAAAGAAAAAAAAAAGAAAAAGAACCUGCAUCUUUGCAAAAUCACAUAUCCACAUGUUGUCAAUACAGUAUUUUUUCCCUGAU